UGCUGGGGGUGUAGGCGGGCAGGGAGGGUGUUUUCACUUCCCCCUCCCGCCUGCAAUUGGGAUCUCCGUGUGUGCAAUGAGAGCGAACACCCUCCCCCACCCUCUUGGCCCUCCCCUCCCUUCCGUGGCUGCUCUAGUGCUGGCCCAGCCCACGUUUUCUCUUUCUCCUUUCCUCCCUCCCUGGUCAUGUGUCGCCUUUUUUUGUUUGCUUGCAGUGGAAACAAUUUAUCGCUCUUCUGCUAGCACCGACCCAAAUCGCUGCCCAUCAGGAGUAAAGGGGAGGGGGAGAGCGAAGGCUGAAAGUGGGGGGGCGGGAAGGUAAAACUGCAGGAGGGUCCCAUGCUACUGUAUUUCCUCUUGUGCUCUGGGACCUCUUUCCCCUUCUGCACAUUGUUGGCUCAGUCUAAAGGAGGAGACGAUGCCUUGUUCAGUCAGAUGAAAGUUUGCAUAAUAACCAUGAAAGGACAGCGGUAAAAUCUCACCUCUCUCAAGCCAGGUGCUUCUGUCUAAAUGGGUCCAGUCAUGCCUCCCAGUAAGAAGCCAGAGGGCUCAGGAAUUAGUGUUUCCAGCGGACUGAGUCAGUGUUACCAAGAUAGCGAUUUAUCAAAGGCACUGCAUGAGGACGAGGACCUAGAUUUCUCUUUGCCUGCCAUCAGAUUAGAUAAAGGGGCCGUGGAGGAUGAAGAACUAACUAACUUGAACUGGUUACACGAGAGCAAGAAUUUGCUGAAAAGCUUUGGAGACUCAGUUUUAAGAAGUGUUAGCCCAGUUCAGGACAUUGAUGAUGACACGCCUCCUUCUCCUGCUCAGUCGGACAUGCCCUAUGAUGCCAAGCAGAACCCCAACUGCAAACCUCCUUAUUCCUUUAGCUGCCUCAUAUUUAUGGCCAUUGAGGACUCGCCAACCAAACGCCUGCCUGUAAAGGAUAUAUACAACUGGAUCCUAGAACACUUUCCCUAUUUUGCUAAUGCUCCCACUGGAUGGAAAAAUUCUGUGAGACAUAAUCUGUCGUUGAAUAAGUGUUUUAAGAAGGUGGACAAAGACAGAAGUCAGAGUAUUGGAAAGGGGUCCUUGUGGUGUAUAGACCCAGAAUAUAGACAAAAUCUCAUUCAGGCUUUGAAAAAGACACCCUAUCAUCCAUAUUCACAUGUGUUCAAUACGCCUCCCACAUCUCCUCAAGCAUAUCAAAGCACAUCAGGUCCACCCAUUUGGCCAGGAAGCACCUUUUUCAAGAGAAAUGGAGCCCUUCUACAAGAUCCUGACAUUGAUGCUGCCACUGCCAUGAUGCUUUUGAAUACUCCCCCUGAGAUACAAGCAGGUUUUCCCCCUGGAGUGAUACAAAAUGGAGCUCGUGUUCUGAGUAGAGGAAUGUUCCCAGGAGUUAGGCCAUUGCCAAUCAACCCUAUUGGAAGCAUGGCUGCUGCAGUAAGGAAUGGGCUAGCAAACUGCCGGAUGAGGACAGAAAGUGAACAAUCGUGUGGCUCUCCAGUCGUUAGUGGGGACCCAAAGGAGGAUCACAACUAUAGCAGUGCCAAAUCUUCCAACCACAGGAGCACUUCACCUGCUAGUGACUCUGUUUCCUCUUCCUCUGCUGAUGACCAUUAUGAAUUUGCUACUAAAGGCAGCCAAGACAGCAGUGAAGGGAGUGAAGUUAGCUUCCAGAGCCAUGAGAGCCAUAGUGAAACAGAAGAGGAGGACAAAAAGCAAAACCGGAAGGAGACCAAGGACUCUUUAGCUGACAGUGGAUAUGCAUCCCAGCACAAGAAAAGGCAACAUUUACUGAAGGUGAAAAAAGUACCAAGUGACACACUGCCUCUUAAAAAGAGACGUACGGAAAAGCCCCCAGAGAGUGACGAUGAGGAGAUGAAAGAAGCAGCUGGAUCACUCCUGCAUUUAGCGGGAAUUCGGUCCUGUUUGAAUAACAUCACCAAUCGGACGGCAAAGGGGCAGAAAGAGCAAAAGGAAUCCACAAAAAAUUAGAACAAAUCAUCGAUUUGUUUGAACUUACAAAAUUUUGUUUCAGCACGUCAGGUGAAUUCUAAUGAUUUGUGGCAAUAUCAGCAUUUUUUGUUUUGUUUUUUCUUUUUUUUUCUUUUUUUGGACCCUUAAGAUUUUUAUUUUUAAAGGAGAUUGAAGCCAUAGAACUCAUACUGACACUCAGCUAAUUUACAAAAGCUUUUCAUUCCCUGAAGACACACAGUAAAAAAGCCAAAAUCACCAUUGCUUUCUCCAGCUUGUCGGAAAUGCAUGGUUGAAUACGCAGUGACAUCAACAUUAUUGUGAUGGGAGUACAAUUCGGCCCUUGGAAAUCCCUCUGAUACCUAGAAGAGAUGUGCAUAAUUCAGUAAUCAUUCAGGCCUGGCCCUUAGGUUAAAAAAAAAAUGGCCUUACAAUUGGGUUAUAAGCGAAUGUGAAUAAAGAGAUUUGGAGGAGGCCUGGAGUCUUCAACACCAAACCAAGAACCGGUGGCAGUUGGAUACAGUUGUGCCAUAGAAGUCUUUGGACAGUCACUGGAGGCGAUUGCGCAUACAGUAAUGCAUUAUUAGUGCUCCCUGUACUCUAAGUGGCUCAUAAUGUGAAGACUGAUAACUUUAAGUUGUGGAAAAUUUGAACUGUGUAUGCAACGGGUUUCAGUGAAAUAAUGAGAAGAAAUGGUUGGGGGUGGGAGGGAAUUGUUAAAGGUAUUGUUAAUCAUUGAAUUCUGUCUUCAAUAUUAAAUUAAAAGAAUGUUCAAAAAGCCAUAAGCCUGAAGAUUGGCACUGCGUGCAAAAUAAUAAUAAUAAUAAUAAUAAUAAUAUGGAAAACAAGCUAUGUCUUCUAAACUGCCUGAGUGAAAAGCAAUCAAGUCUAAGAAAUUACAGUAGAUAUUACGGAAGUAACUAAAUCAGAAUAUUUUUCUGUGGAUCAAAAAUAUUUGGUCUAACUGGGGAAAAAAUGCUACAAAACCUGCCAUUAGUAUUAUGCUGUAUUUAAAACAAAAAACCAGAUACAAAAAAAGCAUAUUGAUGGACAAGAAAAUAGAAUACAACAAAGAGCUCCUAUACUGCCCUCAAAAUUGAGUAUGCAGUUAAUGCCAGUCAGGAUUCAUCUGUGCAAAAACAUCAUCAGAUUUCCAGAUUCAGCCAGUGUAGCCAACAGAAAAUUCUGAUCGACAUUGCAUGGAUUUGAGGGAGGGGAAAUUAAAAACAACAACUUUUUUUUUUCAAAGAUAACAAAAUUCUUGUAAGGUAAAUAAUGUAUUUAGCAUGAAGCAUGAAUUAUUUUCAUAUAAAUAUAGAAAAUAGAGAAAAAGGCUAUGCCUCUAAUUUUUAAGCCCUUAGGCUUAGAGUCUUUUAUUUUUGGGGGGUUUUUUUGUUUUUUUGUUUUGUUUUUUUUUUUUUUUUUUGAAGCAGGUGUUUAAGGUUUAACCUUCUUCAGGGACAAACACUGACUGUUGGGGAACUUACUCUGCAAUAUUAAAAAUAUCUUCACACUCUGGUAGGGCUUGGAUGGUUGAAUUAUACUGCCUUGUCUGCACAUUCAGCCCCCUCUCACUUUUUUUUUUU
This is a messenger RNA of Gopherus flavomarginatus (Mexican gopher tortoise), 3545 nucleotides long. It is a transcript of the gene FOXN3, whose product is annotated as forkhead box N3. The record is from RefSeq and is a predicted model, not a curated record. Gene Ontology annotation, cellular component: nucleus. Gene Ontology annotation, molecular function: cis-regulatory region sequence-specific DNA binding; DNA-binding transcription factor activity. NCBI's taxonomy places the organism in Eukaryota, Metazoa, Chordata, Testudines, Testudinidae. The transcript is spliced from 7 exons. The coding region runs from base 511 to 1980 and encodes 489 amino acids. Gene Ontology annotation, biological process: regulation of DNA-templated transcription.